ACUAAGAACCAUGAGAAGAGUCUUCACUCUGAAGGGCAUGUUUCUCAGAAACCUGAGCAAGGAGAAACCUGUGAGAGUCAAUGUAGCCUAGAAAAGCAGCAGCAAAACCAUGCAGGGGCAGGACAGAGUAAAUCCAGUCACAGGAGCAGAGGAGUGAAAAGAAACAACGAAACUGUUCAACAGAAAAUCCCCCAUCAAGAGGCACCCUACACUUGCAGUGACUGUGGGAAAGUCUUCCAAUGGAGACAGGCUCUGAUUGUACACCAGAGAAUCCACACAGGAGAGAAGCCGUUCAUCUGCUCUGACUGUGGGAAAAGCUUCUGUCAUAGUUCAAACCUGAUUACACAUAAGAGAAUCCACACUGGAGAGAAACCUUUCAACUGCUCUGACUGUGGGAAAAACUUCAGUCAGAGGACAGACUUUGUUAGGCACAGGAGAAUUCACACAGGAGAGAAGCCGUACAACUGCUCUGACUGUGGGAAACACUUCAGUCAGAACAGAUACCUGAUAGCACAUCAGAGAAUCCACACAGGAGAAAAACCCUUUGAUUGCUCUGAGUGUGGAAAAAGCUUCAGACAGAGGUCAGAUCUUGUUCGGCAUAGGAGAACCCACACAGGAGAGAAACCCUUCACAUGCUCUGACUGUGGGAAAAGCUUCAGUGGGAAUGGAUACCUGGUUAUACAUCAAAGAACCCACACAGGAGAGAAACCCUUUGACUGUUCUGAUUGUGGGAAAAGCUUCACUCUGAAUGCACACCUGGUUAUACAUCAGAGAACCCACACUGGGGAGAAACCCUUUUGCUGCUCUGACUGUGGGAAAAGCUUCACUGGGCGCUCAGAUCUUGUUAGUCAUCAGAGAACCCACACAGGGGAGAAACCGUACAACUGCUCUCACUGUGGGAAACGCUUCUGUCAGCGUGCAAACUUAAUUAAACAUCAAAGAAUCCACACAGGGGAGAAACCUUUUAACUGCUCUGACUGUGGGAAAAGCUUCAGUCAGCACUCACAUCUUAUUAAUCAUCAGAGAACUCACACAGGGGAGAAACCCUACAACUGCUCUGACUGUGGCAAAAGUUUCAGUCAGAACGCACACCUGAUUAAACAUCAGCAGGUUCACACAGGGGAGAAACCCUUCAACUCGUCUGUCUGUGGCCAAGCCAUCAGGCAGAACAAAACCCUCACUGAACAUCGAAGAACCAACACAGGAGAAAACCCUAUGACCUGAGUUCCUUUUUAAGUUGCAUGGCCAUGUGGCCAGGUAGCAGCCUAUUAAUUGUUACACCAGCACUUAGGGCUGUGACAUGGAGAGAUGCCUCUCUCCACUGGUCUCAACCCCAGCCCAGAGCUGCCAUGGCCAGGGGACUGUCAGCUGUCCCAUGCCCCCUGCUUCAGAGCUGCCAUGGCAGAGAGAGAUGCCCCUCUCCCAUCUCCCAUUCACAGCAGCACCUGGGCUGGGGAAGAGAGAGCUGCUGGGAGUCUUCUCUCCCUACUUUAGACUGUCAAUGGUCUGCACCUCAACCCCCUUAUGAUUGGCCAUUCAAGGUCCCACACUCCCAACUGGAGCCCUCACACCCAUAGGCUAUGUUUAUACUCGCAGCUUCUUGUGGCAGAAAUAUGCAAAUGAGGCUGUGUGGAAUAUCGCCGAGCCUCAUUUGCAUUCUUAAUGAGCCAC
Messenger RNA from Pelodiscus sinensis (Chinese soft-shelled turtle), 1671 nucleotides. Lineage: Eukaryota; Metazoa; Chordata; Testudines; Trionychidae. The record is from RefSeq and is a predicted model, not a curated record.